Molecule: messenger RNA, 10072 nt
Organism: Phacochoerus africanus (Common warthog)
Lineage: Eukaryota; Metazoa; Chordata; Mammalia; Artiodactyla; Suidae
Gene: CENPF
Product: centromere protein F
Exons: 20
Coding region: 163-9375 (3070 amino acids)
Biological process (GO): regulation of G2/M transition of mitotic cell cycle; metaphase chromosome alignment; mitotic cell cycle
Cellular component (GO): nucleus; spindle pole; chromosome, centromeric region
Molecular function (GO): dynein complex binding; transcription factor binding; microtubule binding
Source: RefSeq, a predicted model, not a curated record
GGCGAAUCGAAAACCGGUGGCGGUCGCGGGCAGUUUGAAUUGGAUUGUGGGCUCCAAACCCGCGGAGGCUGUACCUGGAUCUGACUCUCUGAAGGGUUGUUUUCCCUUCCUCGCCAGCAAGUUUAUUUGUAAAUGUUUGAAUAAUAAAGAGAGGAGAGCAAAAUGAGCUGGGCUUUGGAAGAAUGGAAGGAAGGCCUGCCUACCAGAGCUCUUCAGAAAAUCCAGGAGCUUGAAGGACAGCUGGACAAACUGAAGAAAGAAAGGCAGCAAAGGCAGUUUCAGCUUGAAACCCUGGAGGCUGCGUUGCAGAAGCAAAAACAGAAGGUCGAGAAUGAAAAAACUGAGGGUGCAAAUCUGAAAAGGGAGAACCAAAGCUUGAUGGAAAUCUGUGAAAAUCUGGAGAAGACUAAGCAGAAGAUUUCUCAUGAACUUCAAGUCAAGGAGUCACAGGUGAAUUUCCAAGAAGGACAACUGAACUCCAGCAAAAAACAAAUAGAAAAACUGGAACAGGAACUUAAAAGGUGUAAAUCUGAACUUGAAAGAAGCCAACAGGCCGCCCAGUCUGCAGAUGUGUCUCUGAAUCCAUGCAUUACACCACAAAAAGUUUUUACAACUCCACUCACACCAAGCCAGUAUUACAGCGGUUCCAAAUAUGAAGAUCUAAAAGAAAAAUAUAAUAAAGAAGUCGAAGAACGAAAAAGAUUAGAGGCAGAGGUGAAAGCCUUGCAGGCAAAGAAAGCAAGCCAGGCUGUUCCCCAAAGCACCAUGAAUCACCGGGACAUUGCCCGACACCAGGCUUCAUCAUCGGUGUUCUCCUGGCAGCAAGAAAAGACCCCAAGUCGUCUUUCAUCCAAUGCUCUAAAAACUCCAAUUAGGAGAGAUUUCUCUGCAUCUUAUUGUUCUGAGGAACAGGAGGUGACUCCAAGUAGAUCAAUUCUGCAGAUAGGGAAAAGAGAUGCUAAUAGCAGUUUCUGUGACAAUUCUAGCAGUUCUCAUCUUUUGGAUCAACUAAAAGCCCAGAAUCAAGAUCUAAGGAGCAAGAUUGGGGAGCUGGAACUACGUCUGCAAGGACAAGAAAAAGAAAUGAAAGGCCAAGUGAAUAAACUUCAAGAAUUGCAGGUCCAGCUGGAAAAAGCAAAAGCAGAAUUAAACGAAAAAGAGAAAGUUCUGAACAAAAGCAGAGAUGAGCUCGUGAGAACAACAGCACAGUAUGACCAGGCGUCAACCAAGUGUACUGCUUUGGAACAAAAACUGAAAAAACUGACUGAAGAUUUGAGCUGUCAGCGUCAAAAUGCAGAAAGUGCCAGAUGUUCUCUGGAACAGAAAAUCAAGGAAAAAGAAAAAGAGUUCCAAGAGGAGCUCUCCCGUCAACAGCGUUCCUUCCAGACCCUGGACCAGGAGUGCACUCAGAUGAAAGCCAAACUCACCCAGGAGCUACAGCAAGCCAAGAACACGCGCAACAUCCUACAGGCUGAACUGGAUAAAGUCACAUCCAUAAAGAACCAGCUAGAAAAAAAUUUGGAAGAAUUUAAGCAAAAGUUUGGCAGAACCGAACAGGCCUUACAAGCGAGUCAGACCAAGGAACAUGAGCUGAGGAGAAGCACUGAGGAGAUGAAGAGGGAAAACAGCCUCUUGAAGAGUCAGUCUGAGCAAAGGGCCAGAGAGGUCCGCCACCUGGAGGAAGAGCUGAAGAAGGUCAAGCAAUGUUUGAGUCAGAGCCAGAGUUGUGCAGAAGAAAUGAAGGCUAAGAAUACCUCUCAGGAAACCAUGUUAAGAGAUCUUCAAGAAAAAAUAAGUCAGCAAGAGAAUUCCUUGACUUUAGAGAAACUGAAGCUUGCCUUGGCUGAUCUGGAAAAGCAGAGAGAUUGUUCUCAAGACCUUCUGAAGAAAAGGGAACAUCACAUUGAACAACUGAACGAAAAGCUGAGCAAAACAGAGAGAGAGUCUGAAGCUUUAUUGAAUGCUCUGGAGAUAAAAAAGAAAGAGUAUGAAGAAUUGAAGGAAGAGAAAACUCUGUUUUCCCACUGGAAAAGUGAACACGAACAACUUUUAAAUCAGCUGGAAUCAGAAAAGGAAAGCUUGCAGAAUAAAAUUAAUCACUUGGAAACCUGUCUGAAGACACAACAGAUAAAAAGCCACGAAUACAAUGAGAAAGUGAGAACACUGGAAAUGGAAAGAGAAAAUCUAAAUGUUGAGAUCAGAAACCUUCACAACGUGAUAGACAGCAAGACUGCAGAGGCAGAGACACAGAAACGGGCGUAUGGAGAGCUCCAACAGAAAGCUGAGUUCUCAGAUCAGAAGCAUGAGAAGGAAAUAGAAAAUAUGUGUUUGAAAAUUUCUCAGCUAACUGGACAGGUUGAAGAUCUAGAACAUAAGCUUCAGUUACUGUCAAGUGAAAUCAGGGACAAAGACCAGCGUUACCAAGACUUGCACACCGAAUCUGAGAGCCUCAGGGAUCUGAUAAAAUCCAGAGAUUCUCUUGCAGUGACAAACGAGGCUCCUCAGAGAAGUCUUUUGGGUUUUGAACCGCAGUCUGCAAUGAAUAAUUCCUUUGCAAAUAUAACUGGAGAACAAGGAAGCGUGCCUUCGGAAAGGAUCAAGUGCCGUUUAGAAACAGAUCAAAGUCCCGAGCGUUCAGCCAUGUUACACAAUAGAGUCAUUUCUCUUGAAUUUUCGUUAGAGUCUCAGAAGCAGAUGAACUCGGAUCUACAAAAGCAGUGUCAAGAGUUGGUGGAAAUCAGAGGAGAAAUAGAAGAAAAUCUAAUGAAAGCAGAACAGAUGCAUCAAAGUUUUGUGGCUGAGACAAGUCAACGCAUUAGUAAGUUACAGGAAGACACUUCUGUUCAUCAGAACGUUGUUGCUGAAACUUUAGUUGCCCUGGAGGGCAAAGAAAGAGAGUUACAACUUUUGCAUGAAAAAUUAGCAACUGAGCAGGCAGAAACUCAAGAAUUAAAAAAGAGCAACCAUUUACUUCAGGAAUCUCUAAAGGAGCUACAACUUUUGUCUGAAACGCUGAGCUUGGAGAAAAAGGAAAUGAGUUCCAUCAUUUCUCUCAACAAAAAGGACCUUGAAGAGCUGACCCGAGAGAAUGAGACGCUCAAGGGAAUGAACGCAAACUUAACCCAAGAGAAGAUGGAUUUGCUCCAAAAAACUGAGAGUUUUUCCAACUGUAUAGAUGAAAGAGACAAAAGCAUUUCAGAGCUAUCUGAUCAGUUCAAACAAGAAAGACUUACUUUACUACAAAGAUGCGAAGAAACAGGACAUGCGUUUCAGGAUCUUAGUGAAAAAUACAAAGCAGUGCAGGAAGAGAACUCUAGACUAGAAUGCUUGCUGAAUGAACGCAGCCGUGUUGGUGAAGAUCGAAAAAAUGAACUGGAACAGCUAAAGGAAUCACUUGCGAGGGAACACCAAGCAUUUGUAUCACAGUUAGCAUUAGCUGAAGAAAGAAACCAGAGUUUAGUUCUGGAGUUGGAGACAGCGCAGCAAGCCCUGAGAUCUGAGAUUACAGACAUCCAAAACAGUUCCAAGAGGGAGGCUGAUGGUUUAAAGCAAGAAAUCAUGACUUUAAAGGAAGAGCAAAGUAAGAUGCAACAGGAAGUUGAUGCCUUAUUACAAGAGAAUGCGCACCUCAUGGAAUUAAUGAAGACGAAACAUGAGCAUCAGCAUCUGGAACUGGAACCCAUUUGGGCCUCGGUGAAAGAAGGAGAGAGGGAGCUAAAUAAAGGUCAGGUUCAACUUCCGAUGGCUCUUGAAGCUCAAGAAGCUUCUCUAGACAGUAGUAAUGCACAACAGGUACAAUUAGAAAUUGAAGUGAGAGACUUGGAAUUAAAACUUCAGGAGAACGAGAAGGAGGAGGCAUCACAGAUAAUUGGAGGAGAAUUAGAAACUGGAAAUUUGCAACGAGACACUCAAUCACAAGACGUGAGCAGCCUUGGAGAUUGUGAAGUCCAUCCGGAAGACAAGUUUCUCUCAGUGCUUCAUGAACUGUCAACAAAUCAGCAGGACAACGCCCACCUGCAGUGCUCCCUACAGACAGCAGUGAGCAAGCUGAACGAGUUAGAGAAAAUGUGUGCAGCACUACAGGCGGAAAAGCUUGAGCUCAUAUCCGAGCUGAACGGCUCAAGGUCAGAAUGUAUCACGGCAACCAGUAAAAUGGCAGAAGAGGUGGGGAAACUGGUUAAUGAAGUUAAAAUACUAAACGACGAAAAUGGACGUCUUCAGGGUGAGACAGUGAAACCAACGCCAGAAAGUGAGUUUGGUGAACAGCAAGAGGAGCAGACAGCUGUGUCCUUCAAUCCUGUGGAUGACAGUAAUUUCGCUGAGCACCUGACAGUGUCAAACAAAGAAGUUCGGAUGCACUUUGCUGAAUUACAAGAGAAAUUCUCAUCUUUACAGAGUGAACACAAAAUGUUACAUGAUCAGCACUGUCAGAUGAGCUCUAAGAUGUCAGAGCUGCAGUCCUAUGUGGACUCACUAAAGGCUGAAAAUUCAGUCUUGACCAUGAAUCUGAGAAACUCGCAAGGUGACGUGGUAAAGGAGGUGAUGCCGGGACCUGGGGAGGAGCGUUUACUGUCCUUGUCGUUCUCUGGUGUGACUGACAGUCCUGGUAACACAAGUUUGGGAGACGCCUCUUUUUACAAAGAUCUUUUAGAGCAGGUGGGAGAAAUGUCCCUUUUGAAUAAUUUUGAAGGGAAUGUUUCAGGAAACCAGUCUAACGUAGAGGAAGCCUCUUGCUCCAGUUUGGAGGAGGAGGAUGUGACCAGGAGAGAGGCCCUUUCUGCCCCAGCAAGAAGUGUUGAAGAACUUGAGAUCCUUUGUCAGAUGUACCUGCAGUCCCUCAAGAAGCUGGAAGAGAAAAUUGAAAGUCAAGGGAUCAUGAAAAAUAAGGAAAUUGAAGAGCUCGAGCGGUUACUAAGCUCUUCGAGGGAAGAGCUUGAUUGUCUCAGGAAGCAGUAUUUGUCGGAAAAUGAAGAGUGGCAGCAGAAGCUGACAUGCGUGACUCUGGAGAUGGAGUCCAAGCUGGCAGCAGAAAAGAAACACACAGAACACCUGACGCUUGAGCUCGAGGUGGCACGACUCCAGCUGCAGGGUCUGGACUUGAGUUCUCGGUCUCUGCUUGGCACUGACAUGGAAGAUGCUAUUCAGGGUGGAAAUGAUAGCCGUGACAUAAGAGAAUCAGAAGAAUAUACUUCAGAAACUAAAGAGAGGACACCAAAGCAUGAGAUCGAUCAGAUUUGUGAAAAAGAUAUUCAGCAGGACCUCGGUCUAGAGAUUAAGAAAAUAACCAAGGCUAGUGCAGUCAGACUCACAGGAGGAUGGUCCAGAGAGCAGUCCCCAGAAACCAGUCCUGAGAUUCCACUGGACGACACAACCCAGGGCUGUUCAGAAUGCAUUUCUGAAUUGUCACCUUCUGGUCCUCAUGCUUUGGUACCUAUGGAUUUUCUGGAGAGUCAAGUAACCAUUCAGAAUCUCCAGCUGCAGGUGAAAGAGACAUCAGAUGAGAAUCUGCGAUUACUUCAGGGCCUAGAGGAACGUGACCAAAAAGUCAAAAGCUUGCUACAUGAAAUCAAAGAGUUAGACUCAAAACUCAGUUUACAGGAAGCACAACUAACUACCAAGAUUGAAGCAUGUAUGGAAUUGGAAAAAGCAGUUGAGGAACUUAAGAAAGAAAAAUCGGAUUUGAAUGAAAAAUUGGAAUCCUUUUCUUGUGAUAACCAGAGAGUAGUAGAAAGAUCAGGAGGCCUCACCUCAUCGGACUUAGAAAUGGGCACAGAUAAACUGUCAUGUGAAGUUAUUGAAGACGACGUAGCCAAGGCGACCGACAGCUGGGGAGAGAGGUAUUUUGACAUGAACAAUGAGCUACAGAGGAUCAAAUCUGAGAAAGGUAGCACGGAGCAUCAUGCCCUCUCUGCAGAAGCUGACUUAGAGGUAGUUCAGACAGAGAAGCUGUACUUAGAAAAAGACAAUGAAAAUAAGCAGAAAGUUAUAACCUGUCUUGAGGACGAACUCUCUGUGGUCACACGUGAGAGAGACCGGCUUCGUGAAGAACUGGAUACUUUGUCAGAAGAAAACAAAGAGCUGGAUCAGCUGUCAGAAAAGAUGAAGGAGAAAAUAGGAGAGCUCGAAUCUCUUCAAGGUGAGCGUCUCCAUCUCCAAGAGCAGCUGCAGAGUUUGGAAAAGGACUCACAGGCACUGUCUCUGGUAAGGAGUGAGCUGGAAAACCAAAUCGGACAACUGAAUAAAGAGAAAGACUCACUCAUAAGGGAAUCUGAAAGCUUGCAGAGCAAACUGAGUGAACUGGAGCGUGAAAAGCUGACCACUGCCAAGGCCUUGGAGGCUGCACUCAUGGAGAAAGGCGAGGUCGCGGUGAGGCUGAGCUCAACGCAAGAGGAAGUGCACCAGCUGAGAAAAGGCAUUGAGAAACUACAGGUCCGCAUCGAGGCUGACGAAAAGAAGCAGCUCCACGUCUCAGAGAAGCUAAAAGAGAGCGAGCGUAGGAAUGACUCGCUUCAGGAUAAAGUUGAAAACCUUGAAAGGGAACUGCAGAUGGCAGAAGAAAACCAAGAGCUGGUGAUUCUUGAUGCUGAGAAUUCCAAAGCAGAGGUGGACACCCUGAGAACACAAAUGGAAUUGAUGACCGAAAGCCUGAAAACUUUAGAAUCAGACCUUGUCACGACACGGUCAGAAAAAGAAACCCUGACGAAACAACUACAAGAAAAACAAGGUCAGGUGUCUGAAUUAGACACAUUGCUCUCCUCAUUGAAAAAUCUAUUAGAAGGAAAGGAACAAGAAAAAAUACAGAUGAAAGAAGAAUCUAAAGCUGCAGUGGAGAUGCUACAAACACAAUUGAAAGAGCUAACUGAGGAAGUAGCAGCCUUGUGCAAGGACCAAGAGACCUGGAAGGCCCAAGGGCAGAGUCUGGACUCACCAGUGCAGGAAAUACAUCAGCUGAGAUGUGGCAUUGGAAAGCUGAAAGUCCACCGAGAGGCUGACGAAAAGAAGCAGCUCCAUAUCUUAGAAAAACUGAAGGAAAGUGAGCAUCAUGCAGAUUUACUUAAGGAUAGAGUUAAGAACCUUGAAAGGGAACUAGAGGUAUCAGGAAAAAACCAAGAACAUGCGAUUCUUGAAGCUGAGAAGUCCAAAGCAGAGGUAGAGACCCUGGAAGCAAAAAUAGAGGAGAUGGCCCAAAAUCUGAGGGAUUCAGAAUUGGAUCUUGUCAAUAUAAGGUCAGAAAAACAAGACCUGAUAAAAGAAUUACAAAAAGAGCAAGGGCGAGUGUCUGAGUUAGAAACACUGAAUUCUUCAUUUGAAAAGCUACUGCAAGACAAAGAGCAAGAAAAAGAACAGAUGAAAGAAGACUCUAAAGCUGCAGUGGAGAUGUUUCAAAUGCAAUUAGAAGAGCUCAAAGAGAAAGUGGCAACUUUGUGUGAUGACCAAGAGACCUGGAAGAUCAAAGAGCAGAGCCUGAGUAGUCAAGUGGAUUCCCUUGAACAAGAGAAGGCUCAAUUGCUCCAAGGCCUUGACGAGGCCAAAAGUAAUUACGUUAUUUUGCAGAAUUCUGUGAAUGGCCUCAUUCAAGAAGUAGAAGAUUGCAAGCAGAAGCUAGAGAAAAAGGAUGAAGAAAUCUGUAUCCUACAAAAUCAGACUCAAGACCACGAGCAGCUCGUUUCUAAACUGUCCCAGAUGGAAGGAGAACAACAACUCUGGAAGAAGCAAAAAACAGAACUGGGAAACCUGAUGGUGGAAAUGGAGCAAAAGAUCCAAGAGGUGCAAUCCCAAAACGACACUUUGCAGGACGCCUUAGAAGCUCUGCAGAAUUCUUCCGAGGGUCUAGAGAAAGAGCUUGAACUGACAAAAAUGGAAAAGAUGUCCUUGGUUGAAAAAGUAAACACAAUGACUGCAAAGGAAACUGAGCUGCAGAGGGAAAUGCAUGCGAUGGUGCAGCAAACCACGGCGCUGGAAGAAGAAUUUAGUGGGGAGAAAAACAGGCUCACUGAAGAAUUAAAGAGCAACAAAAGUCAACUGAAGGAGCUCAUGUUAGAAAAUAAGGACUUGAAGGAGAGUUUGGAUUGUGUACACAAAGACCAGAUGGAAAAGCAAGAGAAGAUGAGAGAAGAAAUAGCUGCCUAUCAGAUACGACUGCAGGAAGCUGAAAAGAGACACCAGGCUUUGCUUCUGGACACAAACAAACAGUAUGAAAUGGAAAUCCAGACGUUUCGAGAGAAAUUGACUUUGAAGGAAGAAUGUCUCAGCUCACAGAAGGUGGAGAUAGACCUCCUAAAGUCCAGUAAAGAAGAACUUAGUAAUUCUUUGAAAGCGACCACUGAGAUUUUAGAAGAACUGAAGAAAACCAAGAUGGAAAACCUGAAAUAUGCAGAUAAGCUGAAAAAGGAGAAUGAUCGUGCCCAGGGGAAAAUAAAGUUGUUGAUCAAAUCCUGUAAACAGCUGGAAGAGGAAAAGGAGAUGUUGCAGAAAGAACUCUCUCAUCUUGAGGCCGUCCAGGAGAAACAGAAGACAGGCACUGUCGUGGACGCCAGCGUCGAUGAAUUAAUGAUCGAGAUGAAGGAACUGAAAGAAACUCUUGAAGAAAAAAACAAGGAGGCAGACGAAUACCUGGAUAAAUACUGUUCCCUGCUUAUAAGCCAUGAGAAGUUAGAGAAAGCCAAAGAGAUGUUAGAAACACAAGUUGCUCGUCUGAGCGCACAACAGUCUAAACUUAAUCUUCGAAGCUCUCCUUUGCUGAGUUCAGCUGUUCCAGGACCAUCCCCAGUCCCUUCUACUACUGAAAAGAAAUUAUCAUCCAGCCAAAAUAAAGCUUCAGGCAAAAGGCAAAGGUCCAGUGGGAUUCGGGAGGAUGGAGAAACCACGCCUUCUACGCCAGAGACGUUUUCUAAAAAAAGUAAGAAAGCUGUCAAAAGUGGUUUUCACCCCACAGAGGAUUUAGAAGACGCUGAGUGUGAGCCAGAGGGACUUCCGGAAGUUGUAAAGAAAGGGUUUGCUGAUAUCCCAACAGGAAAGACCAGCCCAUAUGUCCUGCGGAGAACCACCAUGGCCACAAGGACCAGCCCCCGCCUUGCUGCGCAGAAGUUAGCACCAUCUCCCCUAAGUCUCAACAAAGAAAAUCUUGCUGAGACCUCCAAACCAACAGCUGGUGGCAGCAGAUCACAAAAGGUCAAGGUUACUCCGCAGAGCCCCGUGGAUUCAGGCGUUGCCCUCCGAGAACCCACUGCCAGAUCUCUCUCCGCCACUAACCUUCCUGAGGGAAGUUCGGCUGACAGCCCCCAUGAGGGCCUGAGGGCCAAGCAAGGCCGGCUGGUCCCUAGCCCAGAAGCUGGCCCCCAAGCCAAGGAGAGUGAGAACUGUAGGGUCCAGUAGAAGAGCCCUGUGUGUCAGCAGCCCUGCAGUGCUGAACAGAAGGCAGUGUGUCUGCGAGGCUCUCUUGCUGGGGAGCACACUGUCAGAGGGAGGAAAACCAUUCCUUAUAAAUCUAAAUGGACCAGACUCUUUAGAUUUCUCCUCAGCGUUAGAAAAAUUUGGAAGCACUGAUUACCUCUUCACAGACAUUCCUCUCCUCUUAUGUAGAGUAGUUCUGUAUAAACCUUUUUGGUAAUGUUACACGGAAAUGGCAAGCACUAUGUAACACUUCUAUUUGUAUGUGGAUAUUACACUUAAAAAACGCAGAACAUUUUUUUUUCCCACUUGAACAGCUCCCAGGAAAAUGUAAACUUUUGCAUUACGAUAUUUCCUUUGUAUAGUGUUAGGCAGGAAAUAACUUUAGAUCAAGAAUUUCUCUGCGUUGAGUAAAAUGAAGGAAAAGUGUAUGUUUUCAAACAAACAUGCACACAAUCCAUAUGUGGGAGUGUCCCUCCUUCUCUACUGUGUUUUCUGGAUCUUGGCUUCUCUAACCUGUACAUAUUUGUGUGUGGGGUGGUGAGAACGGUGUGUUGAUUUCCGAUUAGCCUGCCUGUAGGUUCCUCAAAGGUGUAGUAUAUUGUUUUCUGACAUUGUGCUGUUUCUUCUAUUAAAAUAUGACACUUUUUUCUAAUAAAAAAUUCACCUUUGUUUUCUGUGA